AUGGCCCUAACUACGUUCAAAUCUUUCGAGAUCACCUCCUCCAUAGUGCCAGAAAGCAGUUCGGUCGAUGGUCGCAAUUGGAGCAAGACAACGAUCCCAAAUAGAAAUCUAGUGACGAAGCAGUUCGUAUUCGACGACGUACCCGAAACGAUCGACCGGCCGUCGAACUGUCCCGAGAUCAAUCCGAACAAGAACCUCUGGUCGAUUCUCAAACAGCGGAGCGAGAGAGAUAAUACGGACCCGUGCUUCCCGAAUCCUUGUGGGGCGCAUGCGAAGUGUCGGGCCAGCGGCGGCCAUCCCGUGUGCUCGUGCAUCUACUACGGGAACCCCGAGACGAGCUGCUUCGAGGGUGAAUGCGUCAAGACUCACGACUGCAGCGACGAUCGAGUGUGCAAGGAUUUCUACUGCACGGAUCCGUGUCCGGGGACGUGCGGGAGAGGUGCCCAGUGCAUCGUCCGGAGACACGUCCCCGUCUGCACUUGCCCUGUGGGUCACACUGGCGAUCCCUUCGAACAGUGUCGACGACUCGGCCCCGAGGAGCUGUGCUUUCCGUCGCCGUGCGGGAGAAACUCCAAGUGCGAAGUGGCUUUCCAUGUGGCCAUCUGCUCCUGCCUUCCCCAUUUCUUCGGUAACCCCGUCCAAGGGUGCAGGUGAGCCGUUUCUUCGUUUCCAGGAGGGGAAUCGAACGAAGCCGGAAAGAACUCACGCUCCCGUCGCGAGGCGACGCGCGGUCCAGUGAGGCCCGUUACCUGCUUCCACUGUUCCCGUCAUUUUUGUCGACCUCCUUCGGAAAACUAGGAAUCGUCCGAAACGUACGCGAAAGCAUACCUCUUCCUCCGAAGAUCGCGUCGGAAGAAAAAGAAGAGGUGGAUCUUCCCGUCGUCCACCACGCGGUGCACACUGACACACAUUUUUAUGGGGAGAGCGAACGUGAUGAAUUUAAUGUGUAAAAUGCUAUGAUUUCCAGAGCGGAGUGCG
This is a messenger RNA of Darwinula stevensoni, 978 nucleotides long. Lineage: Eukaryota; Metazoa; Arthropoda; Ostracoda; Podocopida; Darwinulidae. The record is from the annotation of a GenBank genome assembly.